GAGGUCCUUUGAGCUAGAACCAGCUCUGGUCCCAGUCGUGUUGGUUCACUGAGAUUGAUUCUGGAUACAUUCCCCUUGUUUACGAACCUGUGAUUGCUUUUGUUGGUAUCUGUGUACGCCCUUGAGACCCUUCACGCCUGCAUUUCCCUUCAUUCCAUUGUCAACACGACCCAUGAAGGGAAAAGGGGGGAAAACUUGGUGGUAAAGGAGGUUCCUGUCCUUCAUCCCUUCUCUUUUACUUCUUCUUUCUUGACCAGGGAAACGAGCAUUCAGUGGAGCCACAUCUAACAAAUAAACAUCACUCUCAACAUGGGGAAGAAACUCUAUAAAUGUUCUGAAUGUGGAAAGAGCUUUCGUUACCAGUCCUUACUCCAGCGACAUGAAAGAACUCACACUGGGGAGAAACCCUACACAUGCUUGGAAUGUGCAAAGAGCUUUUCUUGCAGUACAAAGCUGCGUUUACAUCAAAGGAUCCACACUGGGGAGAAACCCUAUAGAUGCUUGGAGUGUGGAAAGAGCUUUGCGUACAGUGGAAGUCUGUGUUCACAUCAGAAAACUCACAGUAGGGAGAAACCCUAUACAUGCUUGGAGUGUGGGCAGACCUUUGCUUGGAGUGAAAGUCUACGUGCACAUCAGAGGAUCCACACUGGGGGAAAACCCUAUACAUGUGUGGAGUGUGGAAAGAACUUCACUUGCAGUGGAAGUCUACGUUUACACCAACGGACUCACAAUGGGGAGAAACCGUAUACAUGCCUGGAGUGUGGAAAAAGCUUUUCGUUGCGUGGAAAUUUGCGCACACACCAGAAAACUCACACUGGGGAGAAACCUUAUGCAUGCUUGGAGUGUGGAAAGAGCUUUCUGUACAGUGGAAAUCUGCGUACACAUCAGAGAACUCACACUAGGGAGAGACCCUAUACAUGCACAGAGUGUGGAAAGAGCUUCACUCAGAGUGGGAGUUUACGUCUACAUCAACGGACCCACAGUGGAGAGAAACCCUAUGCAUGCUUGGAGUGUGGAAAACGUUUUACUCAGAGUAGGAAUCUGCAUUCACAUCAAAAAACUCACACUGGGGAAAAACCCUAUACAUGUCAGGAGUGUGGGAAAAGCUUCUCUGAGAAAUACAAUUUACGUUCACAUCAAAAAACUCACACUGGAGAGAAACCCUAUCAGUGCACCGAGUGUGGUAAGAGCUUCAGUCAGAGUGCAAAUCUGCUUUUACACCAAAGGAUCCACACUGGGGAGAAGCGCUACAAAUGUCUGGAGUGUGGAAAGAGUUUUGGGCAGAGUGGGACCCUCCGUAAACAUCAAACAACCCACACUGGGGAGAAACACUAUAAAUGCCUGGAGUGUGGAAGGAGCUUUUCUUUUAGUGCAGUUCUGCGUUCACAUCAAAAGACUCACACUGGGGAGAAACCAUAUAAAUGCGUGGAGUGUGGAAAGAGCUUUGCGCAGAGUGGGACCCUACGUAAUCAUCAAAGACUUCACACUGGAGAGAAACGCUAUCAGUGCUUAGAGUGUGGAAAGAGCUUCAAUCACAGUAUAGGUUUACGCUUACAUCAGAGGAAUCACACUGGGGAGAAACCCUAUACAUGUGCUGAAUGUGGAAAGAGCUUUAGUCGAAAGAGCUCUCUGCGAUAUCAUGAGAAAAGUCACACUGAGGAAAAACCCUAUACAUGCCUGGAGUGUGGAAAGAGCUUUGCUCAGAAGGGGGCCCUGACUGCACAUCAAAUCAUUCACACUGGGGAGAAGCCCUAUAUAUGCUUGGAGUGUGGAAGGGGCUUCUAUAAUAAUGGAAAUCUGCGUAAACAUCAAAGGACUCACACUGGAGAGAAACCCUAUCAAUGCCUGGAGUGUGGAAAGAGCUAUACCGAGAAUGGGAGCCUACAAACCCAUUUACGAUCUCACACUGGGGAGAAACCCUACACAUGCCUGGAGUGUGGAAAGAGCUUUGUGCUGCAUGCAAGGCUUCAGGAGCAUCAAAGAACUCACACUGGGGAGAAGCCCUACAAAUGCCUAGAGUGUGGCAAGAGCUUCCUUCGGAGUGGACAGUUACGUAAACAUCAAAGGGCUCACACUGGGGAGAAGCUUGCCUAUACUUGCCUGGAGUGUGGAAAGAGCUAUACUGAGAAUGGGAGCCUACGUAGACAUCAAAGAACCCACACUGCAGAGUGUGGAAAGAGCUUCACUCAGAGUGGGAGUUUACAUCUACAUGAACAGACUCACCUUGGGGAGAAACCAUAAACAGGCAGUCCUAGGGUGGAAACAGGAUCCGUUCGAUGGAUUUGCUCUUCAGUUGAUUUUGUAUGUAAGUCAGAACAGAUCCAUUUUAAAGUAUAGUUUUAGCCAUUAUGGAAGUUUUGUUAGUGUAUACUGAAGGGUUAACACCCCUGCAACGUUCCCUUUGCUGUCUGUGCUCUUGUUCAGGAGAUUCCCCCUCACUUUGUGGCUUUGUGAGAAUUGGAUUUUGACCCAAGAGGUGGGAGGAUGUGCAGGAAAUGGCUUGGGAACACAAGGGAGCCAAAAAGAGGAACCAAAGAGUGUUUGAGAACAGAAUAGAGACACAGGCAAGAAGCUGAGAAAGGGGAAAUUACAGGCAGAAGGGGGAAAGAAGGUUUGAUGUCAUGGGUGUGUUUGCAUCAAUUGAGACUACAAAACCCAUGAUCCAGAGACAGUCAAACAUGGCACUCGCUUGACUUGAUUGGAAACACGCCUUAGUUACUCUGCAAGCUUAAAGAUUGUAAUUUCUCGAUUCCUCAUCUGAAUUGGAAAGUGAAAAGAACUAGGCAUGUCAGGGGCACAGAGCACCAACACCUGGGAGUCCUGCUUGGUGCAAUGACCGUGGGUGAGUGAGUAGGUGGUGUCAUGUUGCCUUGGCUCUGCCUUAUUUAGGUAAAGAUGAAUCAAACUCCCAGUUUUAUCAACAGUUUAAUUAAAACAGCACUUAUUUUCCUGGCUGUUUUAAUAGACCAAAAUAUAAAACACAAAGAUAGCAUUCAGCUACAGAAUAAACAAAAA
This is a messenger RNA of Anolis sagrei ordinatus, 3015 nucleotides long. NCBI's taxonomy places the organism in Eukaryota, Metazoa, Chordata, Lepidosauria, Squamata, Anolidae. The record is from RefSeq and is a predicted model, not a curated record.